AUGCGCGUCGAGUUCGCGGUGCCUUCGCCUUCCGAUAGUUCAACGGACUACACAUUGGAUAUGGGUACAAAAAAUGUUGCCCCUGCUGCGGCCGAAAGUGGUUCGCCAGCGCCCUCCGCGCCUCCGAAGAACCUUCGCCGCGUCAACACGUUUACGGGUGCGGGUAACGAAGAGGAACAACGCAAUAUUAUUUCGCUGCGAUACCGCGCCGACAGCAUGGCGGAUUCCGUGGCGUCUGACUCGACGCCCGAUGCUGAAGCUAAGCUCUGGAACCUUUUUGAGCAAGUUUUUUGCUUCCUUAAGGGCAUGACCAUCUACCAGACGCGACGUCGUCUAAAAUUCACAAUCGUUUCUCAAACGGGUAUCAACUCGCUACGAAUUUUCCCCAUCAUCUUAGGCCUUAGUUUUGAAGCCACAUUACCCGUGUUGAUUCUGUACGUGACGCUUGUGCUGGGAUGGCACGGUACGAAGUUCCUUGUGCCCAAAUUUCUUCUCAGCUACAAAAUUGGCAUGCAGCUGACGUUGAUGGUAGACGUUAUCUGGUACUAUAAGGGCUAUAACGGUCGACUUAAUAGCGUCAGCAGUGGUACAUCAGUGCUCAUGCAGGGAUUUUUUUCCAUUUUACUCACAAUGCUCAAUAUAAUGGGCUUCAUGUACGGCUGGAAACUUCGCCGCAUUGUCAAGGCAGUUCAGAAUCAAAGAGAGUGCGACCGUGCAGCUUUAGCUACCAUGAUGCCGUCCCCACAGCGAGGUCACUCGCUGCACCAGACUUUGUCUGUCCAUCCGUUGACUGAGAUGAAUGCAGAUGAAGGACAUUCUGCGCGCCGUAAAGUGGUCGUGGCUCCAGGUGUCUCACAAAAUAGACAGCGACAUUCUCAUUCCGGUAUUUCGGCUUCAUUACCCGAACUAUUCAAAACGAAGAAACAACGGGAAAAAGAAGCAGAAGCCCAAGAAGGUACACCCGUAUUCUGCUCAAACCUCAUUAUUACGAGCAAGUACACGUACUACAACUUUCUUUUUGUAUUUCUCAAGAUGCAGUUCAGUCGACUGGCAAAUUUCUAUACUACCAUCGUCGUGGCUCUAUGUUUUUUUGACUUUUCGCCCGUGAGCCCUGUGGCAAGUCUUACACCGUUGUUGAUUGUGUUUGCAACGUCUGCGUUGAAAGACGUGAGCGAAGAUCGGCGCCGACAGAAGGGAGACGCUCAAGUGAACUCUAGACCUGCGCAUAUUGUGCGUCGUGAUGAAAUGGAUGAUGUCAUGCACAUUGAUGGCAUGUGGCAGGAUAUUGAAGUGGGGGAUGUCUUACUUCUGAAAGAUGGCGAUUUAGUUCCAGCGGAUUGCAUUUUAUUGGCUACCAGUCGAUCAGAUGGCAGGUGCUAUGUGGAGACUGCAAAUCUUGAUGGCGAAACUAAUCUGAAAAUUCGACAAGUGGCGAGCUGCACCAAACAGUUUACGUCAGCUGAAGAGAUUUUGGAAAAUUAUACGCUUGAAGUGGAAUGCGACGUGCCGAACAAGGACCUGUUCUACUUUGAUGGUGUGAUAAAGUUACUCAAAAAUUCUGACGACGUUGUGAUCGACGCUACUAGAGAAGCCGCGAAAUCUAGCUUAACGAUGGACAAUUUGAUCUUACGUGGCAGUGAAAGCCGUAACGCCGACUGGACGCUGGGGCUCGUGAUCUACACAGGCAAAGAAACUAAAGUGCAGAUGAAUUCGGCUGCAGUGCCGUUGAAGCGAAGUUUUGUAGAAAAGACGCUGGACACAAUGUUUGUGCUGGUCUUAAUGCUGCUCUUUGGCAUAUCCACUGCUUGCACACUGGGGAAUAACAAUUGGAAUUUGGAUCGGGCCGAUGAGACAACGCCAUGGUACAUAAAUGAAGACUCAAACGGUUACAUUUUCUUGAGUUAUCUCAUCUUGUUUAACAAUUUGAUUCCACUUUCGAUGUACGUCACCAUGGAAGGUGUUCGCUUUGUUCAUGCGCGUUACAUUGAAAAUGAUCUGGAGAUAUACGACACAAAAACUGAUACUCCCGCUCAGGUUCGUAACAGCAACAUCAACGAAGACUUAGGGCAGAUUCAGUACAUCUUCUCGGACAAGACGGGGACAUUGACAUGCAACGAGAUGAUAUUUUCAAAAUGCACGAUAGGGGGUCUUCGUUACAAUGAUGUUGACGUCGAUCCUGCGAAGCAAGUAAGACCAGGCACAAGGUUCAACGAUGGCCGAUUGCUGGCGCGGCUAAAUUCGAACCAUUUGACAAAGAGAGAAAUUCACGAUUUUCUGCUGCUGCUGACGAUUUGCAAUACCGUGAUUCCGGAAACGAGCAGUCCUACAUCACCUAUUUCAAGUGAUGGAUCUAUUCUUACGCCCAGAAUUAAAUACAACGCAUCUUCGCCAGACGAAGAGGCAUUGGUUCUGGCUGCUGCAGACCUCGGCUAUGUUCUUGAGUCGCGUGACGGCCCGUUCUGUAAUACGCUAAUCCAGGGUCGACCCAUGUCGUUUGAGAUUCUUAAUGUACUGGAAUUUAACAGCGACAGGAAGCGAAUGUCGGUCAUUGUGCGAUUUCCUGAUGGCAGUAUUGUCCUGUACUGUAAGGGUGCUGAUGACAUCAUAUUUGACCUGCUUUCUAAGUCCCAGCCUCAGGGUGUAGCGCACGUGACCCGUGGCCAUCUUCAAGAGUACGCAUCAGAGGGUCUACGAACCUUGACUACUGCUGUGCGUCGUCUUGCUCAAGAGGAGUAUGACCAAUGGAAUCAAUUGUACCGCCAGGCAGAAUUUUCAAUGGAGGGUCGUGCUGCAAAAAUCGCCAAUGUGUCAGCUCUUAUUGAGGUGGAGUUGACGCUACUGGGUGCAACGGCUAUUGAAGAUAGGUUACAGGAUGGCGUGGAAGAAUCAAUUUGUGCAUUACGCAAGGCUGGCAUCAAGUUCUGGGUAUUGACGGGUGACAAAAAGGAAACGGCUCUUAGCAUUGGUAUGUCGUCGCAUGUGAUUGAUGAUAAUAUGGAUGUGAUUGUGUUGGGGCAGCGAGACAAGAGUUCGUUACGCACCCGGUUGGAAGAGCUGUAUGUUGAUCUUGUCGAGGACAAGUGGGGUUCUGAUGAAACAUCGUCAGCAACGAGUGUGCUGUGGGAAGCACUGAAGCGAGCUAUUUUGUAUUUGUGGGAUCUCGUGAAACUCGGACUGGUGGGACGAGAUGAAGAAGCUGAGGCUCGGAAGAAGCGAAGACGUCUUCCUCGUCGUGAUCAUGCUGGUGCUGAAUCCGUACCUGCAGCUGGUAAUGCUCAUUACGAUGAGGUAUAUCCCGCCCAGUCAAAUCGUGAUAAUUCUAUCGAAGAUACUUUUAAUCACAAUCUUUGUGAUCAUGAUUUCGAGCCGAAAAACGAGAUGAUGACAGGUAAAACUGACAGUAUGAGUAGUGAGGAUUUUAUUGAUGAAGAGCUUGAAUUCGCCAUGGUAAUCGACGGCAAAACCCUUGCUCUUGUGCUGGAUGAUGACAUCAAGUACCUGUUUUUGGCGGUAGCUACGCAAUGCAAAUCCGUCAUUUGCUGUCGUUGCUCACCAUCUCAAAAGGCUUCUGUGGUGAAAUUAGUGACAGAACCUACGCUUAUGUUUUCUCCAGGCAACAUCACACUUGCUAUUGGCGACGGUGCUAAUGAUGUACCAAUGAUCCAGGCUGCAAACGUCGGUGUCGGUAUUAGCGGCAAAGAGGGACGUCAGGCUGUUCUCUCAAGUGAUUACUCUAUUGCAGAAUUUCAGUACCUCAAGCGUCUACUCCUGGUGCACGGUAACUACAGCUACAAAAGAAUAUCAAAACUCAUUCUAUUUUCAUUCAUGAAGAACGUUGCGCUCUCGAUGUCCAACUUUUUUUUGGCAAUGGAAACAAUGUACAGUGGCUUGCUCAUGUAUUUUAGCAUCUUUUUCACGCUUUACAACGCUCUGUUCACGACAAUUCCGAUCGUGAUCAUUGCCAUGUACAAUCAAGAUGUGUCUCCCGCAGUGCUAAUGCAGUACCCUACAUUAUACGUAAACGGUCUAAAAAACCGAUCGUUUAAUUGGUUAUCGUUUUUCGCGUGGUGUGCAUUGGGGGCAUGGCAUGCUUAUGUCGUAUACGCAGUUCCAUUCUUUACAAAUGGAUCGGUCGUCUGGUAUUUUUCGAGUGCGUCGUCGAAUAUUCAGUUUGACAAGCGCGACUUGGGUCUUUGGGCGAAUGGUGUUGCAUCCUACACAUAUCUGAUUACAGCUUCGACAGUGCAAGUGUCGCUCAUGACGAGUAACUGGACUCGGGCAAAUGCUAUCUCCACUAUUGGAACCUUGGUGUUUUACUAUUUCUUUACUGCAUUUUUCUGUGCUGUAUUCGGUUGGUCGGGGGCAGACUUUUACGAUACCGAGAUAAGCUAUGGUGUUUUUGGCCAGCUUAUAAAUGAAUCCUGGUUUUGGCUUGGCCUCCUUUUCUCUGCUGUUGUUGCCGUUUUACCAAAUUACAUCGCAAAAGCUGGACGGGUCUUGUUUUACCCGGAGCCGUCGCACUUGAUGCGGGAGUGGAAUCGUUUAGCUAAGGGUGAAGACGUUGCGGUGGUUGUGGAUUCGCCGCGGCUCGUACGUCACAACACGGGCUUUGCUUUUUCGCACUGCCCAGGUGAGUUGGAAAUGGCGCUGGGCACUAUUCGAAAAGAAAACAUGCGUUCUGGCUUGCAAUCGAACGGAUCGGAUGCUAGCUCGCGCGUACAGUCACCAUUAUCCACUACAGUAGCGGAUUCGUCGGCGUCUCCCAAGGCAUUAAAUUAG
This is a messenger RNA of Plasmopara halstedii, 4779 nucleotides long. RefSeq names its product p-type atpase (p-atpase) superfamily. The record is from RefSeq and is a predicted model, not a curated record. NCBI's taxonomy places the organism in Eukaryota, Oomycota, Peronosporomycetes, Peronosporales, Peronosporaceae. Gene Ontology annotation, molecular function: ATPase-coupled intramembrane lipid carrier activity; ATP hydrolysis activity; ATP binding. The transcript has a single exon. Gene Ontology annotation, biological process: phospholipid translocation. Gene Ontology annotation, cellular component: plasma membrane. The coding region runs from base 1 to 4779 and encodes 1592 amino acids.